Messenger RNA from Pogona vitticeps (central bearded dragon), 2814 nucleotides. It is a transcript of the gene TRIM14, whose product is annotated as tripartite motif containing 14. Gene Ontology annotation, biological process: innate immune response. Gene Ontology annotation, molecular function: zinc ion binding; protein binding. The record is from RefSeq and is a predicted model, not a curated record. NCBI's taxonomy places the organism in Eukaryota, Metazoa, Chordata, Lepidosauria, Squamata, Agamidae.
CUCUGCCCGGUGCUGGGAGCCCACCGGGGCCACCCGGUCAGCCUCGUCGCCCCGGCGGCACACAGCAAACGGGAAAUGAUGGCAACAUUCUUGAAACAGUUAGCAUUAAGGAUGCAACAGGAGGUGGACAACACACAGCACAUAGAAGAAGCAAUGGUUGCAUUAAAGGAGCAUGCGUUGGCAAGUAAAGCCUGGAUGACGGGCAAGUUCACAGAGCUCCGGCUCCUGCUUGAGGAGGAGGAAACCUUGACCCACAGCUAUGUCAAUGAGAAGGCUGAAGAGACCUUGAGGGCCUUUGAAGAGCAACUCAAAGCCUGUGAAGGAGAAAUCAGUGCCAUUCAGAGUUUCUCGGAAAAGGUCAGACAAAUCCAACUCCAGCCUGACCCUCAUCAUUUGCUCAAGGGCUACGGUGCAAUAGAGAAGGAAAUGAUGCAGCAGAAGAUCCCUGCAGAAAAAUUGGUUCCUGUGCCCAUGUCAUUUGAAUACAUCAUAAACCACUUCAAGCGCUUCGCGGAGAUGAUUCAGUCCAUCCUGCAGAAGCCACUGAAAGCUCGGCUCAAGGAAGACAUUUUCAGUAGCCUUGACAGCACCUUGAAGAAGGAGCCAGGUACCUUGUUGAAAGUGAAUUCCUAUGGAGAUCGGUCACUCUUCUUGAAGUAUGCAAGAUCCCCCACCCUGGACAUCGAUAGUUUGCACCCUAGGUUGACCUUGUCUGAGGAUCAACUUUCAGCAAGUUGCUGCUGGAGGAGAAGGCUCUACCCCUGCAACCCACAGAGAUUCAACAAGCUUUGGCAAGUCUUGAGCCGAGAUUCUUUCUUUGCUGGGAGCCAUUACUGGGAGGUGGAUUUGCUCCAGGCUGGACAAGGAUGGUGGAUCGGGGCUGCUUACCCUUCUCUCAAGAGAAAAGGAGACUCUGAGCUGUGCCGGCUGGGAUGUAACCAGGCGUCGUGGUGUAUCAAAAGGUUUGAGUUUGAAUACUGGGCCUUUCACAACGGAGAGAGAAUCCUGAUUAAGACAGAGGAAGACCCCGAGCGCAUAGGGGUUUUCCUGGAUUAUGAAGCCGGGAUCUUAUCAUUCUAUAACGUCACAGAUGGGAUGGCACACCUGCACACAUUUCACUCCAGUUUCAUUGAGCCAAUUUACCCAGCACUGAGGUUAUGGGAAGGGACAAUAACUAUAUAUAGGAUAACAUAAGGGCUGAUUGCACAAGAAGAUAGAACAGACUUCUGAUUGUCAUCAAGGUGCUGAAGCUGCGCAGAUAUUCCAAGAGGCACUUCAGAUUUGGACAAGAAAAAUGAUGAUCACUUUUGAGAUGAUGAGUUGUAGUACUUAAUCACUUCCUCAAUGGCAACUCAUCAUGCAGGAAGACACUUGUAUGUGACUGUCUUUGCUGCCGUUUUACACAAGCACAAAUUUUUGUUAUGGGGAACAUAACUUUCCUAUUUAUUUUUCUAAACAAUUAAGUUUGUAGCAUUCAUAGCCAUUGCUGACACAUUCAUAUUAUGUCAGAUGAAAUUCCCAAGAUUGUGAUAUUUCUGGGAUCAAGAGAUGGGGUGCCGAUUGUUGUAUAAAGUGCCUUCCCCCCUUUUCUCUGUAACAAUUAGAAGCAAAAAUGUCACGCAAAAUAAGAGCUAGUGCAAUUUUUUAAAAAACGUACAUGUAGUCUUUGAUCUGGUUCUAGCUAUAGACAAUGAGUUCUCCAAAAAUAAUAGCUGCAAGUGGAGAAUUCCCAUCCUUCUCUGCACUAAGCCAGGUAAGAUCUCAAGGAAUAUCAUGGUAAAAAUGGCUGUAGGUCCUAACUGGGUAUUCAGCAUGAACGCACGUAGGGCUGAAAGGGCGUUGGGGCUGGGACACGCGUAUAACCCUAACAUUGACCCCCAUAAAGUCAUGCAGACCUUCCUGUGUUCAGCAUUAAAAUCUAUGCAGCUGUUUAUGCUUACAGUGCCUGUAUCAUUUUUCAUGAUGAUAGCAGUCCUAAUGUGACCUCCUUUGCUAGAUGGCUAAUUUACAGUAUUGUCAGGUGGCUUUUUUGUUUUUGCAGAAUUAGAGCAAAAUGAUCAUUUUUAGCACAGUACACCUGCAGAUAUAUUUUUGAAAAAUAACAUGUAGAAUCCAAGCAAUUUUACUGCUGACAUGUUUUUAUUAUGUGGCCAAAGCGUCUAGGUUUCCUUACAGCUGCAAAGGAACACCACAGGUUCCUGGUUCUGGAUAUGGGCCUGUAAGAUAGGAAGCAGGAGCAGCUCAGCUCCCCACAACCUUGCCAUGGCUUCAGGGCAUAGGUCUCUCCUCUGUUUGUACCUCUUCCUCCCCCACUCCCCCUUUUACAGUGCAAGUGACCACCUCUCUGAUAGGGUUAUUCUAGAGAGAAACAGGCUGUGGAACCAGAGGUUGGGAGUUGAAUUCUCCACCGUGGCUCCUAUCAGCAAAGCCAGUCUGUGUGGUCUUGGGCAAGCAGCACAGUCCCAGGGCACCCUCAGAAGGAGGGAAUGAGAAGCUACUUCUGUAUGUUCUCUGCUUGAAUACCCUGCAAAGGGUCACCCUAAGUCAGAACCGACUCAGUGGCACGUGAUUAUUAAUGAAACAGCACUUGAUGCCCAGAAAAGCUGAAAUGUUUUGGUAUCACUUGCUUAAUCUCUUUUCUUGUUUGUACUAAACAGAGGGAGAAAACUUUGAUGACCCUCUGCGGGCACGUUUAGCCGAUGCUGAUUCUGUGAGUCCCAAACCUGAUUGUAAUGGAACUCGAUAACAGAUAAAUGGCAAACAUGAUCGAGUUGCCCUGUGUGUGUUGGAAAAAAAUGUUUGCUUCGUAAGCAA